UCUCCUGCUUCUCCGCACGCGCCCCGUCUUAAACCCUAAUUCCCUCCUCGAAUCUCCGAAGCCACCAUGCAAUGACAGACUUUCUUCCUCAACCAACACCCGAAACCCCAAUUAUAAGCCCCAGCCCUACCUCUUGCCGUUACUCCCAUCCCUCCCACCACCAUGAGACCCCCACUCUCUCCAAGAACCCUCCUCUUCUUCACCUCUUAUUCUUCUCCACUACUUGUCAAAAUCUCUCAUUUCUCAUCCUCUUCGCAUUACGCGUCCCAUUCCAUACAUCCGGGGAGACGCCACGACGAGGAGUCCCGGAAUGUGAGAGUUUCGGUGUGGUGGGACUUCGAGAAUUGCAAUUUGCCCAGUGGUGUGAACGUCUUCAAGGUCGCCCACUCCAUAACCGCGGCGGUUCGGGCCAGUGGGAUAAAGGGGCCCGUUACCAUCACGGCGUUUGGUGACGUUUUCCAGCUCUCGAGAGCGAAGCAGGAGGCGUUGUCCUCGACUGGGAUCAAUAUCACUCACAUCCCUAACGGUGGAAAGAACAGUGCUGAUAGGUCUCUUCUUGUAGAUCUUAUGUAUUGGGUUUCUCAAAAUCCUCCACCAGCACAUCUCUUUUUAAUUUCUGGUGACAGGGACUUUGCUAGCAUUUUACACAGGUUAAGAAUGAACAACUACAAUAUAUUGCUUGCAAGUCCUGAAAGUACACCUGGUGUUCUUUGUAGUGCUGCAAGUAUCAUGUGGCAUUGGCCUUCAUUGAUUAGAGGGGAAACCCCGACUGGGAAGCAUUUUAAUCAACCCCCAGAUGGUCCCUAUGGUUCUUGGUAUGGCCACUCUAAGGUGCCUCUUGAAGAUCCCUUCUCAGUUACUGAGCAACCAGCCUCACGAGCUGAGGACUUGCCUGAACCUAGUCCUGAUUCUAAGCCUCGUCCUGUUCCAAAGAUAAUGACAAAGCUGAUUCGCUGUAUAUUGAAUAGUCAUCCUGAAGGAAUUUCCAUUACAGAACUUCGUUCCAAGUUGGGAAAUACUUUGAACAUAGACAGAGACUUUUAUGGGUAUAAAAAGUUUUCCGUCUUUCUUCUAUCAAUGCCACACAUUUUAAAGCUUCAGUCUGAACGUGAUGGUCAAUUUGUUGUACGUGGUAUCACCUCUAAAACCCCUGAACCAUUUCAGUCCAAUCCAGCUUUGUUCCCAGAACUUGCAAGUAAUAACGCAGUCCAAGACUUCUCUGCAACUUCAAAGUCAAAUGGUGAGCUAGGAUCUGUUGCUGGAGGUGUAAAUGGGAAGCCAUCAUUGUCUCCAUCCCCCGAGUUGAAUGUGAAGGGGCCUCCUAAAAAAAUUCAAGGACCUUCUGCACUUGGCAGAUCUGUUACAGGAGUGAUGGAUGAGAAGUCAGCAGUGCCUUCAUCCCCUGAAUUAAAUGUUGAGGAGGUGCAACAGCACUCUCCACAUGAGGAGAAGGGUGUUGAACAGGUGAAGAACCAUCAUUUGCCUCCAGUGGUGGAACUAGAUUCUGCAUCUGCAGUGGGUUUUUUAAAGAGAGUUUGGAGAAAAUGUUUUGGCAGAAUUGAUGGUGGUCCCAUGAAUAAAAUUCAAAGCAAUCUAGAAAAAUGUUCUACUUCUGGUGUUAUGUCUGAGAAAAAAGGUCAUGAAACUGCUGAAUAUGGUUCCACUGUUAAUGGCUCAAAAAUGGCAAAAGCUGAGGACAAAUGUGUGAACUCAACAAGCCUGGAUGCUAAACCAAUAUGUCAGGUGCCAUAUUCUUCUGCCAACAAUGGGUCGGCUAUAGACAGCAAAACUGCUACAGUUUCUGAAGCUUAUGGUAAUAACUCAAGCACAGGUCCAGGUUUCUUCAACCAGAUGGUAUAUUGGUGUAAAUUUUGGAGAAGUAACCCAAAUUCUGAUAUAUUAAAUGAUCAACCCAGAGAUAAACUGGAGCAGAACUUAUCAAAAAAUAAAGUGGAGCAGAACUUAUCAAAAAAUAAACUGGAGCAGAUAAAUAGUUGUUCUGAAAAGCAUAGCUUAUUUUCUAUGGAUUCUUUUUGGAGUGACAUGGAAUCUUUUCUGGGCACAGUCAAUGGUUCAGUUAUUGUCUCCCAGUCAAGGAACAGGGAACAGAUGGCACAAAAUCUGAGAAAGGAAGGGCCUCCAGCUCUUAGAUCUCUGAGUGAAAGUGACGUCCUCCAUUUGGUAGAUUUAUUAAUAUCAGAAAUGAAAUGGAUGGAAGAAUGCCCCUCACAGACAUCACCUUUCAAACUCACUCGGCCGGUUGGCUCUUUGGUUCAAGCUCGCGGUUCAAAUGGGUUGAGCUCUAUCUUUCUGGGCACAACAUUACCGACAGCAGAACAUGGAGAAAUAAAAUAUCAAAAUAUUCCUCAUACUGGAGUUUCUCCACCUGCUGUUCACAAGAAACCUUCAGUCAGAUCUAGAAGUGAUAUAUUAGCUGAUUGUCAGAAGCUCGUGAAUGAGAUAUUAAAGAAUUAUCCAAAUGGGUUUAAUAUGGGCUCCUUUAGAAAAACUUUCCUUGAGAGGCAUGGUUAUCCUCUUGAUUUACAGAAGCUUGGGCAUCAAAGUUUGGUAUCCCUGUUACAGAUAAUGCCUGGGGUGAAAAUAGUCUCCACUCAGAUUUUUCCCUCUAGUGAAGCCUUAAGUAGUUCAGGCCUAGAAAUUGCCCUUCCUGAUAGUCAAGAAAGUAGUGCUAGUCCUUCAGUUGCCAAUUCAGAUAGUGACUUGUCUGAUUCAACAAAGAAGAAUGAUGAUUUUGAGUCUCCAUGGGAAGAAUUAGGGCCUGUUGCUGAUACAAGUUCUACUAAAAAUGAAAUGGAAUCAGUCAGAUCUAGAAGUGAUAUAUUAGCUGAUUGUCAGAAGCUCGUGAAUGAGAUAUUAAAGAAUUAUCCAAAUGGGUUUAAUAUGGGCUCCUUCAGAAAAACUUUCCUUGAGAGGCAUGGUUAUCCUCUUGAUUUACAGAAGCUUGGGCAUCAAAGUUUGGUAUCCCUGUUACAGAUAAUGCCUGGGGUGAAAAUAGUCUCCACUCAGAUUUUUCCCUCUAGUGAAGCCUCAAGUAGUUCAGGCCUAGAAAUUGCCCUUCCUGAUAGUCAAGAAAAUAGUGCUAGUCAUUCAGAGUCCAAUUCAGAUAGUGAAUUGUCUGAUUCAACAAAGAAGAAUGAUGAUUUUGAGUCUCCAUGGGAAGAAUUCGGGCCUGUUGCUGAUUCAAGUUCUACAAAAAAUGAAAUGGAAUCAAUCAGAUCUAGAAGUGAUAUGUUAGCUGAUUGUCAGAAGCUCGUGAAUGAGAUAUUAAAGAAUUAUCCAAAUGGGUUUAAUAUGCGCUCCUUCAGAAAAACUUUCCUUGAGAGGCAUGGUUAUCCUCUUGAUUUACAGAAGCUUGGGCAUCAAAGUUUGGUAUCCCUGUUACAGAUAAUACCUGGGGUGAAAAUAGUCUCCACUCAGAUUUUUCCCUCUAGUGAAGCCUCAAGUAGUUCAGGCCUAGAAAUUGCCCUUCCUGAUAGUCAAGAAAAUAGUGCUAGUCAUUCAGUUGCUAAUUCAGAUAGUGAAUUGUCUGAUUCAACAAAGAAGAAUGAUGAUUUUGACCCUCCAUGGGAAGAAUUAGGGCCUGUUGCUGAUACAAGUUCUACACAAAAUGAAAUGGAAUCAGUGUCAAGGAAGAAAACUAUAGAACAAACAGAGAGGCAAAAAUAUCCUGAUUAUGAACCUUCCAUCUCUGAUGAUGACUUUUCUGAUUCAGAAGGGGAGACCUCUUUAUUAGCUGGAGGUGAAAAGCAUGGGAAGAGAAUGAACGAGGAAGAUAGCUCCCUAGUGCGAAUUCUAGAUUCCUGGUACAGCACUAAGGAAGGUGACAAUAGAAAGAACGAGUUAGAAAAUGUUGAUGGCAUUGUUGAUUGUUCAACAAACGGUUCAAAGCCAUCUGGUUCAUCCGCUAUUGGAACCGGCAGUGAAACUUGUACAGGAAACUCUGUACGGAGGCAAAGAGCUCAAAAGACUUUUUCAUUUGUUGCUGACCCAGUUGAGGCUAACAAGGACAAGCUGAUUGAUGGAAUAUUGGGUAGCCUGAAGAAAUCAGAUGAAUCAAGGGUGCGGGGCUGAAGGGUUCAAAAACAAGAUGUGAUGCAUCCGGGGGAUCUCAGGUUGAAUGCUGGAAAUGGGACUUCCGGGCUAGUGAGAAAGCUUUAUUAGAAACAGGUGGUAAUGAGUUAUAAUCAUGCAUCAUUCAUUUUUUGUAGAUUUUUUUUUAAAGGAAAAAAAUACUAUUGUAUUGAGGUUAGAGCCUCAGAGGUAGGAUACGAGAUCAUUGGCACUACCAAUAAUGUAUGUUUUGGCUUAAAUCCAACUGAUGGUUACGGGUGACAGUGAUAUUAGAGAAAGUAUAUUAUUACCAAGGCACAGAACAUGCUAACAUUAUAUUUAUAUUUUAUGCUGAUUAGCAAUUUGGAUUGCAUC
This is a messenger RNA of Juglans regia (Persian walnut), 4446 nucleotides long. RefSeq lists its product as uncharacterized. The transcript is spliced from 3 exons. The record is from RefSeq and is a predicted model, not a curated record. Gene Ontology annotation, biological process: regulation of gene expression. Gene Ontology annotation, molecular function: RNA nuclease activity. Bases 163 to 4092 code for a protein of 1309 amino acids. Gene Ontology annotation, cellular component: peroxisome. NCBI's taxonomy places the organism in Eukaryota, Viridiplantae, Streptophyta, Magnoliopsida, Fagales, Juglandaceae.